Molecule: messenger RNA, 2118 nt
Organism: Exaiptasia diaphana
Lineage: Eukaryota; Metazoa; Cnidaria; Anthozoa; Actiniaria; Aiptasiidae
Product: ribokinase
Exons: 3
Coding region: 120-1100 (326 amino acids)
Biological process (GO): D-ribose metabolic process
Molecular function (GO): ribokinase activity
Source: RefSeq, a predicted model, not a curated record
CGUGUUUCUUGUCGGACUUUGCUUCCUCCUUUUCUGGUAAACAUUGCACGCUUUUUGGCUGAUAUCUUUCUCUGUAGGACGUCUAUCUGUUUUCAAAAGCUUUCUUUUUUCACCAUAAAAUGGCGAGUAGUCUUGAAACAGAAAGAAAAUCCGAUGUUGUUGUGAUAGGAUCUUGUUUCAUGGACAUGCUCUGGUACGUGCCACGAGUUCCCAAAUCAGGAGAAACGCUUCACGCUACAAAAUUCCAGCUCGAUUUUGGUGGAAAAGCUGCAAAUCAAGCCGUAAUGGCCGCUAAACUUGGUGCUAGGGUGUCAAUGGUUGCAAUGCUUGGAAAAGAUAAAUUUGGAUUUGAYACUUUAGAAAACUUCAAGAAAUAUAAUGUAAAUACUGAUUUUAUUCAAAUGGAGGAAGGAGGAACAACUGGCGUGACCACUAUAUCUGUGGAUAACGAUGGCCAACCAGCCUUCAUUGGCCUUGCUGGAUCCAAUAAAUCUUUAACAAUGGAACACAUUAAACUGGCUGAGGACCUUAUAAAAUCAACUCCUGUAGUAAUCUGUGACAAAGGAAUUCCACUUAAAAUAUCACUWAGUGCUUUGAAAUUUGCUAAAGAUUUAGGCUGCAGGACACUAUUCAACCCUUCACCAACUAUUGAGCACCUGAAUCCAGUGGAAUAUACUUACAUCAGUGUGUUAUUAAUAAAUGCAAUCGAAGGAGAAGGGUUGACUGGGAUUCCUGUGGAUGGCGUGGAAACAGCUAAAGAAGUUGUGAAAGAGAUACAUCAACGAGGUUCAGAAAAUGUUGUACUUACUCUUGGUAAAGAUGGUGCUGUUUGUUUGGAAAAGAUUCAAGGUAUUCCAGGACAAGAAUAUGAUAUUUCAUAUGUUACCACAAGUCAAGUAGAGACAGUUGACACUACAGGUGCUGGGGACAGUGUUGUUGGUGCCUUGGCAUACUUCCUUGCUUGUCAUCCAUCACUUCCAUUUAAGGAGGCUGUUAGGCGUUCAAUUGCUAUAGCAACUAUCACUGUGACAUCUCAUGGCGUACAGUCAAGUUAUCCUGCAAGACAAGAACUUCCAUCUUACCUAUUUGAUGACAUUUAACAUAAAAAUAAUAAUAAAAAUAAAAAUAAACAUAAAAAUACAUAGGAAUGAAAAACAAACUUUAAAUUUACUGUUCCUGCUUUUUAAAAAUAUAAAAUUGCAAAUAAUUUCGAAUUUUGUAGGCAUUUUAUACAUAAAAACRUAAUUUUAACCUUUUUUAUUGUUUUCCCUCAAUACUUUGAGAUAUUCAAUAUUUUUGCCUCUACUGAGUACUUCCAAUUAUUCAAUUUUCAUUUCAAAAUUGUGUGAUGCAUUUSCUUCARAUUUUACGAASAGAUAAUUUGUCUCCCAUGACAUUCGCCAUUAUGUUUAUUUAUACAAAAAUAGGGCAGUCGAGUGACUGCAUGUGACUCAGGCCAUUAAGAGAUUUGACUUCGAGUUUGCUGCGUUACAUGGYAAUUCUAAAUUUAAUUGCUUUUCAUGCAUAUGAAAGCUCCUUUGACAUUGGCCACCCAAGUUUCACUAACUAUUGCUUGAGAGAAAGCAAAGAACAAAUGCGCACGCUUUUGUUAUUGGCGCGCACUCUUAGCAAAGUGUGGGUUAUCUGUGGCAUUACGUCAUUGAUCCCUUACCUAGCGASAUCAAAAACUAGUUUAUCACAUGAAAGCUCCUUUUGACAUAGAGAUUCAUUCUUUUCCUCCUCAAACAAUGGUUGGGCAGCCUGUGUUUUUGAAUGGUGAACGGUGAUAGGAAGACCCACAAUGCAUUUCGCUACCCUGCUAAGGACUAAAAGCAUUAAGUUGUGAUCAAGCAUUACGUUGUUUAUGAAUACACACCAAGCGGCGAUUCCCAGGGGCCAAGGAACCUAUUGUUAUGGUUGAUGAUUUCUCCCGUGGGGGCCUGACGCGGUGCGCCCUGUUUGCCUGCCUAAUAAACAUAUCCGUCUGAAAGAUACGGAAAAGGAAUUGUUAUCCAAGACAUGGAGUCCUUAGAGCUUUGAUUUAGCUUUGCUGUAAAUUCUCGAACGUUGUUUUGUUUGAUAAAAUGUUUAUAUUAUUUUAACUGUAUGUUUACGGCA